Molecule: messenger RNA, 525 nt
Organism: Sphenostylis stenocarpa
Lineage: Eukaryota; Viridiplantae; Streptophyta; Magnoliopsida; Fabales; Fabaceae
Source: the annotation of a GenBank genome assembly
AUGGAUGGGGAAGAAGUUUGGGAUGGAGAAGAAUCUACUAAAAUGGGUAAAGAAGAAAGUAUGGAUGGGGAAGAAGUUUGGGAUGGAGAAGAAGUUAAGGAGGGAGAAAUGAUCAUGGAUGGAGAAGAAGUUAAGGAAGGAGAAGAAAUUAGGGAUGAUGAGGAAGAAAGUAAGGAUGGAGAAGAAGAAGUUAUGGAUGGAGAAGAUGUUAAGGAAGGAGAAGAAACUAAGGAAGGAGAAGAAGUUAGGGAAAGAGAAGAAGUUUGGGAUGGAGAAGAAGUUUGGGAUGGAGGAGAAGUUUGCAAUGGAGGAGAAGAAUCGAAGUAUGGAGAAGAAAUUAUGGAAGAAGAAGUUUCGGAAGGAGAAGAAGUUAAGGAAGAAGAAGUUUUGGAUGGAGAUGAAGUUAAGGAUAAAGAAGAAAGUAUGGAUGGGGAAGAAGUUUGGGAUGGAGAAGAAUCUACUAAGUAUGGAGAAGAAAUGAAGGAAGAAGAAGUUAAGGAAGGAGAAGAACUUUUGGAUGGAUAG